GCUUCGAUACUUCCUUUUUUACGGACAAGCCAUCUACUACCAGGAUAGAGGUAUGGCACCGGCUAAAAUCGUUCGCAAUCUUCAAAGUUAUAUUUAUUAUUUAGCUUAAUGUACUUAAUCUUUAGAAAGAAAGGCAGUUUAUUUAAUAAUUUCAAUAUAGAUAUUGAUGCAUUUAAGUUUGAGAAUAAUUAAACCGGCAGUUGUAUAGUUAAGAUAAAUCUUUAUAAAUUUGCCAGCUAACCUCAGGUUUUCGUAACUUGUAGGCGUAGGGAUUAAAUUGUUUCAAAGUGUGUGUUGACACAAAUUAACAUCCUUAAUUUUAUUGAACGAAAAUGUUAAACAUAUCCUUGGUAAACCUAUAGCCUUUCUCACCAAGAACCGCUCAAGGUUUUUAUUAAUUUUACUUCUACUUUUUUGUAACAGGACAGUUGGAUUGAACAUUCAAGAUGGGUGCCUACAAGUACAUUCAAGAAAUUUACAGGAAAAAGCAGAGUGAUAUUAUGCGUUUCCUUAUCCGUGUAAGAUGUUGGCAAUACAGACAGCUUGCCUCCAUACACAGAGCAUCAAGAUCCACUCGCCCUGACAAGGCUCGCCGUCUUGGUUAUCGUGCAAAGCAAGGUAGGCAACUAACAUAUCAGUCACGUAGUUACAUUAAAAAAUAGGCUUACGCUUAUUUUUAGGCUUCCUUCAACAUCUAAUGCAAAGACUUGACAAUUAUAUAUUACUAAUUUUUUUAUUAGGCUCAUGACCAAUGUUCCUUCUAAGGUUUGUUGGUUCGUGCGCAAAAUCAUAAAGUUGUGUGCAAAUUUUUACAGCAUCAAUUUUUUUGUGCGCAAAAUUUUACAGCCUACAGACACUAAUACACUUAAGUGUAAAUUAGCUGCGCAAUACUCAAAACUGCUGCACAGCGUCUGAUUACUGCGCAGCCGGGCAGCUUAAAGGGAACAUUGCUCAUGACCAUAUUUAUUUGUAGCUUAACCAAAACUUUUUAAUUGCAGGUUAUGUUAUUUACCGUGUGCGAAUCAAGCGUGGUGGUCGUAAGCGACCUGUCCCAAAAGGUUGCACUUAUGGUAAACCCAAGACUCAUGGUGUUAACCAACUGAAAUUCCAGCGUAACCAAAGAAGCGUUGCUGAGGUAGGCCUUAAUUUAGGCUAGUUAAAAGUUAAAGCUUUUAUUUAUAUUUUUUCCUGUCCUGAAACUAAUCUGUGUGUAAAUGAUGAGUUUAUCACGAUGGUCUUCUGAAUUUGUUUUGAAGACAAUUUAAUCUCUCUGAUACAAACUUUCCAUGUCCCUUUCUAGUUAGUUACUUUAGGCCUAUUAUUAUAUCAGUAAUUGUGUAAACAGCGUGGGUUUUGCCAGGAGUUGUCUCACUCUAAUCCUAACACUGCCUUAGACUUGGGGUGACAGUACCAACAUUUGGACCUGAACGAUGAAAAUAACUUUCCCAUUUUUUAACUGAGCAUUAUUCGCACCCAAAGCAUAAUCUAGCAAAAGAAUUCAAAGAGAAAUUCAUACUUGCUGACACUUCAAGAUGAACACUGGGAAAAAGAUGCGGCUUGUUUCAGGUGCUGUUUUUUUGUUUGAAAACAAGAAGCCUGUAAGCUUUAUAUUUAUGUAGGUUCAAUUAUUUAAUCAUAAUUUUGUUGUUUAGACCCCUUUCUGUAUUUUCCAAACCUUUCUUAUAAUUAUAAGCAAAUGGGGGCCAGUUAAAUACACUAAUUCUUGAACCUUUCUCUCUUGCUGUAACAUGUUACAAAUGCUGACACAUUGAAUAUUGUUUGUGAUUUACAUUCAUUGUCUGCCAGAAGUAAAGUACCGAUAUUGUUGAAUUAACAUUUAGGCUGGGCAUGUUCCCAGCUUUUUCCACCUUGCAGCAUGAAAAGAUUUUAGUUCAAAUUCAACCAUUAUGCAGUGCUGCACUUGAUUUCAUUUUGACGACUAAACAUAUUUCCAAGGUCCCCCACAGAUUAAAAAAAUGCAAAUUAAUUUUUCUGCGUCUUCAUGCAACCUUGGUUCAGAAGCCCUGUUUUUGUAAGAACUGUUCUGUAGUGCAUUUGCAGGUUUUGGGGCCAACAAAUAUUAUAUAUAUACCGGUAGUAGUAAAAAAUUAUGUCCCCUUUCAUUCAUGACAUUACAUGGGCUCAAAUCAGUGUUUUGAAUUUUUUGUACCAAUAUCUCUCUUGUGCCUAUGCCCAUUAAAUGUUUGUGGUGGAAUAUUUACUUUCUUGUAUUUCAAAUGUACAUGAUGAGACUUAUCACGAUGGUCUUCUGAUUAAAAAUAAUUGAGGACACUUAACCUCUGAUACAUUUUAAAUAUAAGGAAAUUUGUACAAAUUUCUUAAUACAUUAGUUUUAAUUAUAAUAUAUACCGGUAUCAUACAUAUUUGUUUCUACAGGAGCGUGUUGGCAGAAAGUGUGGAGGCCUGCGUGUUUUGAACUCAUAUUGGGUUGGUCAAGAUUCAACUUACAAAUUCUUUGAGGUCAUUCUGGUUGAUCCUUUCCACAAAACCAUUCGCCGUGACCCUGCUAUUCAAUGGAUUUGCAACCCUGUUCACAAGCACAGAGAGCUACGUGGUCUUACAUCGGCUGGAAAAUCUUCCCGUGGUCUUGGCAAAGGUCAUCUUUUCAACAAGACUAUUGGUGGAUCAAGGAGAAGGAACUGGCGCAGAAACAAUACUGUUUCUAUGCGCCGAAAGCGUUAAAAAUAUCUUCUGCUUUUGUUGGUUUAUUGGCAGUGACAAUAAAACUUCAUUUGUAAUU
Lymnaea stagnalis (great pond snail) is the source of this 2761-nucleotide messenger RNA. Lineage: Eukaryota; Metazoa; Mollusca; Gastropoda; Lymnaeidae. The record is from the annotation of a GenBank genome assembly.